AUGUCUGCCUCUGCUGCACAGAAGAAAGGAUCUUUACGGCAGCGAAAAUGUGGUUUCUGCAGGUCCAACAGGGAGAAAGAGUGUGGACAGUUGCUGGUUUCCAGCAACCAGAAGGUGGCAGCUCAUCACAGAUGCUUGCUGUUUUCAUCAGCACUUGUAUCUACUCAGUCUGUCAGUGAAAACCUUGGUGGGUUCUCCAUAGAUGAUAUCCAGAAGGAAUUAAGAAGGGGCAAAAAACUGAUGUGUACACUCUGCCAUUGUCCUGGAGCAACUAUUGGUUGUGAAGUAAAGACAUGCCGCAGGACUUACCAUUAUCACUGCGGUUUGCAUGAUAAAGCCCAGAUACAGGAAAACCCAUCACAAGGAAUAUACCUGAUUUAUUGCAGAAAACACAAGGAACAGCUGCAUAACUCAGAAGAUGAGUUAGAAGAAGGGUUUGGUCACAGAGAAUUGAGUCCAUCCUCUCGCCACCGUGUGGUAGAGGGAGAGGAUCCCGUGGAAAGUCCAGAACCACAAAUUCAAGAGGGCAGCCGGAGGAGAGCAAACUCCCAUCUUCACACUGUACAGAAGAGACAGAAAGCAGUUCCAGUAGAGAUAGAUCACCGCAUAGAAGCAGUCCAAGUGACACUAGACCGAAGUGUGGCUUCUGUCAUGCAGGAGAUGAAGAGAAUGAAACGCGGGGCAAACUGCAUGUGUUUAAUGCAAAAAAGGCCGCUGCUCACUACAAAUGUAUGCUUUUCUCUUCUGGUACAGUCCAGCUAACAACGACGUCAAGGGCUGAAGUUGGUGACUUUGAUAUCAAAACUGUAAUACAAGAAAUGAAGCGUGGAAAACGUAUGAAGUGUACAUUAUGUGGCCUGCUAGGCGCUACCAUUGGAUGUGAAAUAAAGGCCUGUGUGAAGACGUAUCAUUAUCAUUGUGGAGUAGAAGACAAGGCUAAAUACAUUGAAAACAUGUCACGAGGCAUUUACAAACUAUAUUGUAAGAAUCACAGUGGCAAUGAUGAAAGAGAUGAGGAAGAUGAAGAACGUGAAAGCAGAAGUAAAGGGAACACAACAGGUGCACAAGACAACACUCCACAGCAAGUCAAUGGAAACUGA
Messenger RNA from Staurois parvus, 1100 nucleotides. Lineage: Eukaryota; Metazoa; Chordata; Amphibia; Anura; Ranidae. The record is from the annotation of a GenBank genome assembly.